This is a messenger RNA of Guillardia theta CCMP2712, 1725 nucleotides long. RefSeq lists its product as hypothetical. Gene Ontology annotation, biological process: monoatomic ion transport; transmembrane transport. Gene Ontology annotation, molecular function: calcium ion binding; voltage-gated sodium channel activity. The transcript is spliced from 13 exons. Bases 1 to 1725 code for a protein of 574 amino acids. Gene Ontology annotation, cellular component: voltage-gated sodium channel complex; plasma membrane. The record is from RefSeq and is a predicted model, not a curated record. Lineage: Eukaryota; Cryptophyceae; Pyrenomonadales; Geminigeraceae.
AUGGAGGAGGAGGAGAGCAACAUGGGGAAGGUGCGAGUGAGUCGAAGGAGGCUGAUGAGUGAUGAGGAUGACAAAGACUCCAGCAACCUGGUCAACAAAGAUUUCCUCUCCAAAUCGGAUCCAUCCUGUGGUGAUACAACAAAGGUAUACACGAAGAACAAGAAAGGGAUCUGGAAGGAGAUUGGGAGGACGGAGAGGAUAAAGAACAACCUCAACCCCAGGUUCAAGAAGAAGAUAGAAGUCGACUACGUCCCCUCGCUGAGUCAGCAGAUCUUGUUCGAAAUUUACGACAUCGACAAGGACAACGUGCAGGAGCUGUCAAAGCACGACUUCCUUGGGCGCUAUGAGACGGAGAUUCAAUGGAUAGUGGAGAAGAGAGUGACGCAGUGCAAGUUGAUGGGGGAGGUAGAGGAUCUGGGCUCCAAGGACCUGGGGACCAUCACCGUGACAGCAGAGGAUGCCGAGCAGAAGUUCGUCCUGCCCCCAUCCCAGCAGUGGAUCAAGCAUGACAGCGUCGCUGACUGGAUCCCCCUGCAUGAGAUCGCAUUUGUCAAGGAGGUGGACGACGACAGCGGAGCGGAGGACGAGGUUUCUUUCGUGAUUCAAACUCUGCCCGAGGGGAGAAACAGCGGGCGGUCCUACGUGUUCAGCGCCUCGACGGAGGAGGAGGUGACGUCGUGGUGCCUGACGCUGCAGCACGCGGUGCGAGAGGAGCAGCUGAAGAGGAAGAGGGCGCACGAGCUGAGCGAGUACGGGGGGAACAAGUUCAUCUGGUUCAGGUUCAAGACGCUGCAGCUCUACGAGUCGAUGAUGGUACAAGCCAUCAUCGCUUUCUCCAUCAUCGCCAGUUUCUCCAUCGACUGCGUGCAGGCUGAACUCCAGCCAGACGAGUCGGACAACAGAUUUCAGAUCCUCUCCACCCUCAACUUCGUCAUCACGCUUUUCUUCGCCUUUGAGCUGGCCGUCAAUCUGUUCUCGCGCUCUUCCGACUUCUUCAGGCCCUUCUACUCCAACAUGUGGAACGUCUUCGAGGUCUUCAUCGUCUGCCUCUCCAUCCUUUCCUACGUCAUCUACUCCAAGACCCUCCGCUACGUCUCCCUCUUCCGCACCCUCCGCAUGUUCCGCGUCAUCCGCAUCUUCAAGGGGCUUCACGACCUCAACCGCAUCAUGGGGGCCCUCGGGGCUGCUCUCAUCCCACUGGCCAACGCCUUCAUGAUCCAGCUGCUCAUCACCUGCGUCUACGCCGUCCUCGCCACCCACCUCUUCGGCGACAUACAGCCGCAGUUCUUCGGCACCUUCAGCGCCUCCCUCUUCACCAUGUUCCAGGUGCUCCAAAGCUCCAAUGACAGGGUGACUUUGACAAGCUUGAAGAUCGUGACCGGCGACAGCUGGGCAUCGUCAGUGACUCGAACGCUCUUCAUCGACGGGAAGAUUGACAGAUUGGUCGCCUUCUUCUUCAUCUCCUACGUGCUCAUCGCUGGGGUCCUACUCGACGAGUUCAUCUCCACCGUGAGACUUGAGGAGAACAGGAAGAGGAUCCAAGAAGAGCAGGAGCGUCAAGCCAAGGCAGCGAGGAUCAACGGAGUCCUCGAUCCUCUCUUAUCUUCGAUGGCUUCCUUCAACGACAUGAAUGACUUCAACGCAAAAGUUUCAGAUGUCUACUCGCGACUGGACGCGGACAAGGGCGGGGGUCUGGAUUUCAGCGAGUUGAAGAACGGGCUGUGA